UAUUCCUUCCAUUAUCGCAGUCACACACACCCCGCAACAACUGCCGUUGACAACAUCGACUGAUCCUCGACCGACGAUAUAACAACAUCACCAUAUCACCUCCUUUGACAUCGAUUACGUUCCCGUUUCCGUAGACCUAUACUCGAACCUACCGCGACCGACAUAACGAUGAGCGCAAACGACGAGAAACGAAAGCUGGAAGCGCAGUACUUCCCCCCUCCUCCUCCCGGCCCUCCUCCCGGCCAAGCUCCCUCUUCCUCUAUUGCAACUCAACAAGCUCCCCCUCAGAGCCAACAACCUCGCCAUCCCGACGAGAUUCCCAUUCCCGACUACAACUCAUCGCAUCCCCAAUAUGCGCCUCCCCCGAAUUCCAACAAGGAAGACAUCUACGGCGUUACCCCGACCGACGAACACCCGCCUCCGUUCCCUCCUAGACCUACCUCGUCUGGCAAGGCUGGAGACGAAAAGGUCAAGCUCUCCUGGGGUCAGAAGCUCGCAGGAUGGGGAACCAAGGCCGCCGCUCCCAUCAACGCCCUAGCCAACAAGAUGGGCUCCGAGGCUUUCUUGCCAGGCCCAAUGGAUAAGGAGGUCGAGAAGGCCGCCCGUAUCUUGAGGAGCUUCUGCAAGGACGGAAUCUACAGCGACGCAGCUCCCACCACCGCCCCUCCUCAAACCACCUUCCCCGUCGCCAACAAAGUCGAGCCUACCGCCGCCGAAACCGCCUCCAAGCCCCCCGUCGAAACAAAACCCGUUGACGCAGCCACCGCCAAGAAAAAGUCGCGUGUUCUCCUCACCAUUCCUUCCAAGGUCAUCGCCAAGGCCCAGGGCUUGGCUAUCUUCACCACCGUCCGCGCCGGCUUCCAAGUCACGGGCGCCAGCGGCUCCGGCGUCCUGAUCGCUCGCCUCCCCGACGGCAGCUGGUCCCCUCCGUCCGGCAUCCACGUCCACAGCAUCGGCGCCGGCUUCGUCGUCGGUCUCGACAUCUACGACUGCGUGGUCGUCAUCAACUCCAAGGAGGCCCUCGAGGCUUUCACCCGCACCCGUCUCAGCCUGGGUAGCGACCUGGCUGUUACCGCAGGGCCAUGGGGCGCCGGUGGUGCUUUGGAUUGGGGCGUGCCACAGGGGCAGAAGACGGAUAAGGGCAAGGGUAAGGAUGGUAAGCCUUCGUCGAGGCCAACAACGGCCGAUGGCAAGCCCAUCCUUUCCUCGGAUAACACCCAGUUCACCAACCCGCCUGUUGAUCCCGACUUCGACCCGGACCACCCAGAGGAGGCCGGCAAGCAAGCCAACAAGAACCGCAAGCCCAGCCCCUUCGUCGAGGCCGUCAAGAAGCCCGUCUACAGCUACGUCAAGUCACGCGGCUUUUACGCCGGCGUGCAAGUGGACGGUACUGUCAUCACCGAGCGCAAGGACGCCAACGCCGUAUUCUACGGUAGACAAGUCACCGUUCAGCAGAUCCUCAAGGGCGAGGUGGCCGCUCCUCCCGUAGUCAACGGUCUUCUUGAGGUUCUGAAGGGUGCUGAGGGGUGGAGGGGUCAGCAGGGCCAGCAGGGCCAGCAGGGCCAGCAGGGCCAGCAGGGCCAGCAGCAGCAGACGGUACACAUGCCCCAGGGACACAUCCCGCAGCAUCACGUCCAGCCUACUCCUGCUCAGCAGCCUCAGCAGCCGUACCCAGGCCAGGGACAGCAGCCCUACCAACCUCAGCUUCUGUCUGAGCCGUCUCCCGAGGGCUAUUGCGCUCCUGGCAAGCCUCCCGGUGGCCCAGCCGGUGGUCCCGCUCCAGCGCCCGCAGGAACAGGAGGCUACCUCUACAACCCCCAGCUCCUCUCUGAGCAGCCACCUCAGGGCCAAGGAUACGGCGGCGGUGCCCGCGGCCACUUCUCCCCACUGAACCAGCACCCAACUGACGCUUACCACGCCCCUCCUCCUCCUGCCUCUGCAUACACCGAAAGCGGCCCGGCUGAAGUUAGUGGCGUAACCUCCGGUGUUCGCGGUCUCGACAUCAACUCGGCUGGCCCAUCAACAGGAACUGCCGGUGUGGUGCCGCCCGCUCCCGGGCCACAGGCGUCGGAUGCUGCACGCGCAAAGGCCGCCGAAGCUGCUGCUGAGGCGGCCCAUGCUCAUGGUUCCGAACCGCCCCCGCCUUCGUAUGAGGAGUUCGGGUCGUCUUCGUCAACAGCUCCAGCCGUGCCUGGGUACCCUGGGCAUCCGGCGCAUCCUCCCCAGACUGAUGGCGUGACGGACGAGUUGCCGCCUGCGUAUGCCGAGGAUGGUGUGUACAGGCCUGAUGUGGGUGAUCAUAAGCGCCAGCAGUAGAGGCAUGACUUCUUGUCGGCGUGGACUACGGAUGCAGUACGAUGAGCCUUUUCUUCCGGGCUGCUUUGGCCAUUUUGGACGUUCCUUCUUGCGUUUCAUAUGAGUUUACCCCUUACUCUUGAGUUAGUUCCUACGGGAUGGAGCAAUUGAGCAUUCCCUAUCUUUAGCUUGUAGUUUCCAUGAUCUUUUUGCACUUAAUGGAAGUUUCGAUACCCUCUACCCUCGUACUAGUCCAAGUUCCCGUGUUCCCGUCUGUUGUGCC
Messenger RNA from Neurospora tetraspora, 2578 nucleotides. RefSeq lists its product as uncharacterized. Gene Ontology annotation, cellular component: ruffle membrane. Gene Ontology annotation, biological process: regulation of ruffle assembly. Gene Ontology annotation, molecular function: phosphatidylinositol binding. Lineage: Eukaryota; Fungi; Ascomycota; Sordariomycetes; Sordariales; Sordariaceae. The record is from RefSeq and is a predicted model, not a curated record. The coding region runs from base 169 to 2316 and encodes 715 amino acids. The transcript is spliced from 2 exons.